Diabrotica balteata is the source of this 1557-nucleotide messenger RNA. The record is from the annotation of a GenBank genome assembly. NCBI's taxonomy places the organism in Eukaryota, Metazoa, Arthropoda, Insecta, Coleoptera, Chrysomelidae.
CGCUGUGAAGUAUAGUUGUAGCAACUAUCAAGAUAAUAUCAAGAGGAUCAGGAUUAAAAAUUUAGUAUAAAAGUUGUUCUAAUUUUCGCAUUUGCAAGUUAUAUUCUGUUGUUCUUAGCAAAAGAAAAAUCAGAAUGAAGCUGUUCAUCCUUGUUGCUGCCCUUAUUGUGGCGACAAAUGCCAACCUAUCUGCCUUUGAGCAAUGGACCAAUUUUAAAGCAACACACAACAAAUCUUACUCCGUUGUUGAGGACAAACUUCGUUUCGCAGUUUUCCACGAAAACUUGCGCAAAAUUGAAGAACACAAUGCCAAAUACGAGAACGGAGAAGAGACCUACUAUCUUGCUGUCAAUCAAUUUGCCGAUUGGUCCAGUGCUGAAUUUAAAGCCAUGUUGAAUUCUCAGAUGAUUAACAGACCAGAAAUAUCCUUUGAUGAAACAUUCGAAGCAGAUCCCAACUUGAAAGCAGAUUCUGUUGACUGGAGAAACAAAGCUGAUUUGGGAGUCAAAAAUCAAGGAAGCUGUGGAUCCUGCUGGGCUUUCAGUGCCACCGGAGCCCUCGAAGGUCAACUUGCCAUUCACAAAAAUCAACAUGUUCAACUAAGUGAGCAAGAAUUGGUAGACUGUGAUUCGACAAACUCUGGAUGUGAAGGUGGUUUAAUGACAAAUGCCUUUGCCUAUGUUAGAAGCCACGGUCUUGCAUCAGAAAAGCAAUACGCAUACACAGCUAGAGACGGUAGUUGCAAGAAGGUAUCAAACAAACAAGUUUCUUCCAUCAGUGGAUACGUAAAUCUUGCCAGAACUGAAGCUGCAUUGGCUAGUGCUCUUGCUAGUGUAGGUCCAAUUUCCAUCGCUGUCGAUGCUGAUACAUGGCAGUUUUAUGGAGGAGGAAUUUUCAACAACAAAAAUUGUGGAACCUCCCUUAACCACGGAGUUCUUGCUGUGGGAUACACUAAAGAUGUCUUCAUCGUUAAAAACUCAUGGGGAACCAGUUGGGGUGAAAUUGGUUAUAUCAGAAUUAGUCGCGGUCACAACUUAUGCGGUCUUAACCAAAUGAACAGCUACCCUAAAUUGUAAAUGAUUGAACUGUAAAAAUAAAUCAAUGACUAUAUAAUAAUAUGUAUAUAUAUAUAUAUAUAUAUAUAUAUAUUAUAUAUAUAUCUAUACGUAUAAAUAAAUAAAUAAAUAGAUAGAAAUGAAUAAAUUAGUUUUAAUAUAAUCUUAAAAAACAAAUGGAAUCAAAACAUUAAAUUAGCAUCACAUAAAGAAAUUAAUUUCUUCUUGAUGUGCUUUUUUCCGCCAAGCGAAAGUUAGGUAUCAUCUUGGCGAUUAUAACUUUGUUAUCUGUUACCUGAAAAAGAGAGAGAAAAUUACUGAAGAGGCAAUCGAGAAGACAAACAGGAACAGUGAUAUACAGAAAAGUGCCAAGAAAUAAGUGACAUGCACACAGGAAAACCAAAAACACAUAAAGAAUUAAAAAUAUACCAGAACUAUCUUAUAUGAUAGCUUAUCAGUUUUCUACAGGUUAUUUGUUUGUUUUGGCAUAGCACAAUCACAA